Messenger RNA from Monodelphis domestica (gray short-tailed opossum), 1514 nucleotides. RefSeq names its product N-acetylglucosamine kinase (gene NAGK). Lineage: Eukaryota; Metazoa; Chordata; Mammalia; Didelphimorphia; Didelphidae. The record is from RefSeq and is a predicted model, not a curated record. Gene Ontology annotation, molecular function: N-acetylglucosamine kinase activity.
GAGAGGAGCUGGAGGCGGUAACCCCCUCCCCCAGCCCUGGGCUCUGCGUGGGGCCUCCCCCGGAGGCUCCAUGUGGCUCAGCAUUUCCUAUUGGGGCCCAGCCGUUCACACGUAACAGACACGCACACCGCCCCCCCCCCGCGCACGCGCACACACACCCACACCCACAAACACAUACACUAGCACUCGCAACCCCAAGCUCGCUCAUCCUCGGGGCGGGCCCCCCGGUGCUCCGCCCUCCUCAGCUUUGCGGAAAUCAGCUGCAGGCUAGACAAUGAGGCGGUCACAUGACGGGCGAGCCUGACUCUGAGGGGGAUGUGGCUCAGACCGGCUGAGCCUAGCUGGGCGGAAGAAGAGCAGGGCGCGUGCAUCGACGCUGCAGCGGACUGCCCAACUCAGGAUCGGGGGAGAGGAACGAUGGUAGAGCUGUACGGAGGCGUGGAGGGGGGAGCCACCCACUCAAAGCUCAUGCUGCUGAAUCAGGAUGCCAAGAUUGUGUGCGAAGUGGAAGGCCCAAACACCAACCAGUGGCUGACCGGGCUGGAAGUCUGCGCAGAAAGGAUCAAUGCCAUGGUGACCACAGCCAAGAAGAAAGCUGGGGUGGACGUCCUCCUGCCGCUGUGCAGCCUGGGCCUGACCCUGAGCGGGGCGGAGCAGAGAGAAGCCGUGUCCAGUUUGGUUCAGGAGUUAAAGCUUCGCUAUCCCGCCCUGAGCGACAGCUACUUCGUCUCUACUGAUGCCGCCGGGUCCAUCGCCACCGCCACAGACCAGGGCGGCAUCGUGCUCAUCGCCGGGACGGGCUCCACCUGCAGACUGGUCAACUUCGACGGCACCGAGAAGGGCUGCGGCGGCUGGGGACACCUCCUGGGAGACGAAGGCUCUGCCUAUUGGAUCGCCCAUCAGGCAGUGAAGACGGUCUUUGACACCAUGGACAACAUGGAGGUGUCUCCGUGUGACAUAAGCCACGUCAAAAAAAUGAUGAUGGAGUACUUCAAGGUAUCUAACCGGAUGGAAAUGCUCACUCGCGUCUAUAGAGACUUCGAUAAAUCCAUAUUUGCUGGAUUUUGCCGUAGAAUUGCAGAAGGUGCUUUCGAGGGGGACUGCCUCUGCCGGGAGAUUUUCAAGAAGGCUGGCCACAUGCUGGCCAAACACGUGCUGGCUGUGUUGCCCAAAAUAGACCGGGAGCUCUUGUCAGGACCGCUGGGCCUCCCCAUCGUGUGUGUGGGCUCUGUGUGGAAGAGCUGGGAGCUGUUAGAAGAAGGCUUCGUCUCCACCCUCUCUGAGGGAAAGAAGAUCAACGGCUUUUUCACCCGCUUCACCCUGCUCAAGCUGAGGUACUCCUCGGCCCUGGGCGGGGCCAGCCUGGGGGCUCUGUCGGUGGGGAAGCAGCUGCCUUUAGACUACCCCAGGAACGCAGACCCCUUCUACAGGCACAUCCUCUAGUGGGGCUGGCCCUCCCCCUCGGGCGGCGGACGGGGCUGCUUUUGUUAAUCAAUAAACAGAGCUAAACUCUA